Messenger RNA from Glossina fuscipes, 2007 nucleotides. Its product is annotated as testis-expressed protein 10-like. The coding region runs from base 1 to 2007 and encodes 668 amino acids. Gene Ontology annotation, cellular component: MLL1 complex; nucleus. Lineage: Eukaryota; Metazoa; Arthropoda; Insecta; Diptera; Glossinidae. The record is from RefSeq and is a predicted model, not a curated record. The transcript is spliced from 2 exons.
AUGGGAGGCUCGUAUAAAAAGAAACAACGAGCCGAAAAAGCCAAAGUUAAAUUGAAAGGCGCUAAAUUGCCUAAGGGUUUAAAUGUUACAAAGACUGAGUUUAAAAUACGUAAAAUAACAAUCAAGGAACAAUUAAAAGAUUUAAAAUAUGUUGACGGUCAAAGGCAAAUCAAUAUAAAGGAAACCUUAAAUCGCCUCAAACAUCACGGAUCAAAUUUUCGCUUAGAAUCGCUGCGUAAAUUAAGAGAAGCAAUUGUCAACAAUAGCUUAGACAUCUUGGGUUGUCUAAACGAAAUAAUCCAGGGUGUGGUUUCCAUGUGCUUGGAUGCGGAACGCGAUAUUAGAAGAGAAUCUUUUAAAACAUUGAGCAUUCUGUUUGAAUCACUGAAAGAAGUCUCAAUUGGGCCAUUUUUUCAUAUAAUUUCUUCGUACCUGCGCUGUGCUAUGACCCAUAUACAACCUUAUAUACAAGAGGAUUCAUUGUUAAUGUUGGAUGUUUUGCUGGAUCAUGUGCCAUCAUUGGUUGCUAAACAUAGCCAUAAGAUUUUUCAAAAUUUUCUGGAGAUGAUAUCACGGGUAAGAGCGGAUGGUGGUAAAGCCGGUCGAAUGCUAACAUUCAAUAUAGGAAAAAGGCAAACGAAUGUUAAGUGGCGUUCCAAAGUGUUGUUGCGUUUGCAACAAAUGCUAAGCAAUUUAGUAAGCCAAAGGAAAGAAGAAAAAGAUAGUCGCGGUCCUUUUACAAUAAGCGGAGGAAAGCAAAAGAAUCCAUUAAUAUUUAAUGCAAACGUACCACAGUACUACGGAGUGAAACGGUCAUCUCAGAAUGAUCUUCCAUGCGAUCUAUCAAACAUAUUUCAAAGAACGAUAGGUGAAAACGCCAUGCCUGGCAAUCUAUUGAUACACGAGGAAUGUAAUCAACUGAAAUCAUAUGUGGAUCAUUUAAUGCCUUUGUUGUUGGAAUCAUGGUUAGAAGUGCGACCGCAACACACUUCAGGAGAAGGAACAGAACGUUCAAUAAAUUCGGAUGCCGCUCAAGCUUUAAAAAUCGUUUCAGAAAUUAUAGCAGAUCUGUGGUUCCUAAUUGAUAUUCAUGAAGAACAAACUAAUAAUCACGCAUUGAGUUUAUGGUUUCAGGAUCAGUACAAAGAAAUAUUUGCUUUAAAUUUUGUGCAAACUGGCUUUCCCUACGAAUUAAUGGACGGGGACAAAGAGGUGAACGGCCCAGAAAAUUCAGUAAACAAAAAGAGAUCGCGAAAAUCGAAUCUUUCCCCGUUAACAUCGUACUGUUACAAUCAAAAUGUUUGCGUCAGUUAUAUAAUGUGUCGUUUUUUUGCUGGGAAUCUGCAAAUACAAGCAGAAAAGUUUUCAUGCAUUUUAAAAUAUUUAAAAGGUGUCAUCGACUCAAUGGAUCCGAAACGGGAGCAUGAUUAUUUAUCUAUCCUUUUAAAAGCUUUAAGGAGUUUACUCUUCAUGAAUGGCUUGCAAAUGCUUCAGACUCAUCGUGAGGGCACUCUUCUUCUGCUGAAAAGCUCCGUUAAAUCUUUUCUGAGUCAUAAGUUUGGCGAUUCAAUUUCCUCAUCUACACUUCUACUAUUGUUGUGCGAAAUUAUCCAAGAUUCUUGCCUUUAUAAGGCUUAUAACUGCCAGGAAUUGAAAGAAUUUCUGGAAUUUUUACCUCAUUUACUUUUAAAAUCAUCGAUUAGCGAAUCGAUAUUAUUAUCUAUGAUCCAAUUGGGUAAGCAACAGAACGAAGUCUUCUUAAGCACCUUACGACAACUUUUCAGCGAUGUGGUGAGAAAUUUGGAAAGAAUAAAAGUGAACGGGGCCUUAGAUGUGGUUGAGGGUAAAAAGCAUAUCAUUAACUUGUUCUAUUGGCAGAAUCCUCAAAGUGUAAGGGAAGAGGAUUUAAGAGAAAUAACGAGUAAUCUGAAUGAGUGUAUAACCGAUGAAAGACUAAAUGAUUAUUGCCACUAUGUACUGACAUUGAACUUUAAUAGAAGUAUAUAA